Molecule: messenger RNA, 1907 nt
Organism: Micromonas pusilla CCMP1545
Lineage: Eukaryota; Viridiplantae; Chlorophyta; Mamiellophyceae; Mamiellales; Mamiellaceae
Gene: VFL3
Product: variable flagellar number protein
Exons: 3
Coding region: 41-1852 (603 amino acids)
Source: RefSeq, a predicted model, not a curated record
CGCGAGCCUCGCAGCUCGAGACACGAACGUCGUCGCACCCAUGGCGUCGCACGGCGCGCACGCGCUCGUGGAGACGGCGGAACUGUCGUUUCACGGCGUCGAGUACAUCGUCACGAUAUCCAGCGUCGACGCGGAGAUGCUCUCCGUCGAGGCGGAGAAGAAGGACGACGGCGCGCGAUGGCGCGGCGACUUCACCGCGCGAUACGUCGAGGACAUCACCGCCAAGACGGGAAACUUCAAAAAGUACGACGUCUUCGUGAAGAUGCUCGCCGCCGCCGUGAGCGACGGCAGCGACUCCGUGUUCGUGGAUCUCCUCACGUACGCGGACUUGGAGUCGCUGAAGACGAAGCGCGCGAGCGCGAACGCCGCGGACGCCGCCGCCGCGAAGAAGAACGCGUCGAAGCGGUACCUCAUCCUGACGUACGCGGCGGAGUACGACCGCGUGCACUACCCGCUGCCGCUGCUGUUCGAAGGGCACGUCGACCCGGACGCGCUGCAGGCGACGGUGCGGCGGCUCACCGCGGAGAACAAGAGGCUCUCGGCGGCGACCGCGGGCGGCGGGAGCAGCGCGUCCGGCGAGAAGCUUCGGGACGAGAACGACGCGCUGCGCGCUACGGUGCGAGACUUGAGGCGCGAGCUCGACCUCCGCGAUGGAGACGCCGCGCCGCGCACCGCCGCGGACCUCGUCCACGGGCACGCGUACGAGCAGCUCGAACGCCUCCACGCCGAGGUCAGGACGUUGAACAAAGAGAUGAAGCUCCUGCGCCGGGAGAGGGAUGACCUCGCGAGCGCGCUGCAGGGCAAAGAGACGGAGCUGCUCAACGCACAGAGCAGCAAGCGGCGGAUGCUCGCGACGAAACAGAAAGAGCUCGACGCGGCGGCGGCGGAGUCCGCCAGGCGCCGCGAGCUGGAGCGCGAACUGCGCGCCAAGGUGAAGGACCUCGCGACCGAGUGCGACGGGCUGCAGCGACGUCUCAGGAGCGGCGGCGCGGCGUACGGGUACGCGGGUUCGUCUCGGGGCGCGUCCCCCGCGCGGGGGCUGGGGCGCGCGCCGCCCCGCCCCGGCGCGGCGUCGCCGUCUUCUCGCGGAACCGGAGCCGCGCGCGCGUCGUCCGUCGACCGCGAUCGACCGUGGCGCGCGGGGAUGAGCCUGAGCCGCGGGAGCUCGCUCGCGCCGAGAGGGGGGCACGGGCACGGUGACGGCGGCGGCUUCCGAACGCCGACGGCGCGGAGCCCGUCGCCGGCGGCGCGGCUUCGCGGUCGGUCGCCGACGCUGCGCGGCGCGGGCGCGUCGCCCGGGCGGUUCGACCCGACCGCGUACGUCCGCGAGAAGCGCGAUAGGGACGCGGCGAGGUACAUGAACUCCAGAGCCGGGAUCGCGAGCGGCGCGGCGUCGCCGGCGAGGGUCGGCGAGCGGUCGCAAGCGUGGAUGAGCAGCUCGAAUUCGAACGCGGGCUCGAGGGUCGGCACGCCGACGGCGGCGUCGCCCGCGCGGCCGAGGGGCGGACGCGAACGACGCGCGGCGGCGACGGGCGUGACCAACGGGUUGCGGAGCUCGAACGACUCGGGGGGGAACGCGGCGGCGAACGCGAACGCGAGCGCGAGCGCGUCCCCCGGUCGGAUUUUGCGCGACGUGAAGCAGAAGCUGUCCGCGUACGCGUCGAAGGACGACGGCUGGGCGGGGGCGGCGAAGGAAAACGCGCGCCCUGCGGACGGAGGCGGCGGCGGCGGCGCGAAGCCGCCGCUCGCCAAGGCGGGACACGGCGACGCGAACGCGGAGAUCGCGGACAUAGACUCGCGGCUCGCGGCGCUGCAGAGUUUCCUGAGAGAGGCGAAGUCGACCGCGGCGUGAGCGCGUAGUGACCUUGUGAUGGAGCGCAGUUGACGAGUACAGUAUUGACAGGCCC